CAGUGUCCAUCACUUCCCACACUGUUCACCUGCGAGAGGGAUCUGAGAAGAGGAAAAUAACUAGGCCUAUUACCAUCCACCACUGAGCCGCAGUAUCUUUAGCACAACUUGUACUCCCAAUCUAUUCGUGUGAUUAUUAAAAAUUAAAUCAAAGACAGAUUGAGAUUCUGGGCUGUAACCACCAUCCACCUUUGAAUUAAAACAAAGAAUAAUACUAUGCUAGCCAUGGGCGGGAGUGUCCUCUUCUCCCUGCUAUUGGCACUGACAAUUGUGCCAAAAGCCUCUACCCAGUCAACGACAAUGAGCUCUACAGCAGCUGGAUCCACCGCUAGUACCCCAAUGAUGAGCUCUACAGCAGCUGGAUCAACCGCCAGUACCACAAUAAUGAGCUUGACAACAGCUGGAUCCACCUCUACGACCGCAAUGAUGAGCUCUACAACAGCUGGAUCCACCGCUAGUACCCCAAUGAUGGGCUCUACAGAAGCUGGAUCAACCGCCAGUACCACAAUGGAGAGCUCUACAGCAGCUGGAUCAACCGCCAGUACCGCAAUGAUGGGCUCUACAGCAGCUGGAUCAACCGCCAGUACCACAAUGAUGGGCUCUACAGCAGCUGGAUCAACCGCCAGUACCACAAUGGAGAGCUCUACAGCAGCUGGAUCAACCGCCAGUGCCGCAAUGAUGAGCUCUACAGCAGCUGGAUCAACCGCCAGUGCCGCAAUGAUGAGCUCUACAGCAGCUGGAUCCACCGCUACGACCGCAAUGAUGAGCUCUACAGCAGCUGGAUCAACCGCCAGUGCCACAAUGGUGAGCUCUACAACAGCUGCAACCCCCUCUACUACCGCAGCUAGAGCCCCUGCUACUACCACUACGAGAUCUACAGCAGCCUCUACCAACGCGACGGGACCAACCGAUCCCCCUGUCCUGGUCUUCAACGGCACGGUAGAACGUCUACCCAGCCCCAUCUCCAACGCAGGCUGCGGCAAUUCCCUGCUUUGUGCCGGAGCGCCGGAGAGCUGUGACCCAUCGAAGCCUGGAUCCUGUUUCUUUGUGGGUAUCAAACGGACUGCCGGACAGAACUUUGAGUUCAGCCUCUCUGGAGAGUCCGAAGGCUACAUAGGCUGCACGUUGUCAACCGACAGCUCGUUGGGAGGAGGGGAUAUUACCUUCAUUUGUGCCAACAAAGAUGGGACGGUCGAAUUCAUCGGUGCUUCGCUUAACAACAGUGCUUUGAGUAGAAAAGAUGUGAACGCAAACUCGGUGAAGGGUCACAUCAACGGAAACACAAUCCAGUGUACGUUUAAAGCCACCGUUCCCGACGCCACAGCCAGAGGGUCGGCAACGUCCUUUGCGUUAGCUGUUGUCAGUGGAACCUUCUCGCCUGGCACAGGUGACCUUGGCCCUCCUGAGGCCAAAGUCCAGACAAAAGUGCUGAACAUAGCAAACAUCAUCUCAAACUUCCUAAACAGCGGCCGGCCAACCAACCAGGGACUGUCAGCAGCUCUGCUCAUCAUCAUAGUGACCAUGGGACUGGCCUUUAUAUAAAGCAGCUUUGAAACUGUAUAAAUUGAUAUGUGGAAAUAAAAUCCAUAGAAUCAAAUUAUUUUUAUUUGAUGAACAAAGACGUUCAUUUCAUUAGAUUUUUUUUUUUUUUUU
Molecule: messenger RNA, 1653 nt
Organism: Gadus morhua (Atlantic cod)
Lineage: Eukaryota; Metazoa; Chordata; Actinopteri; Gadiformes; Gadidae
Product: autotransporter adhesin BpaC
Exons: 8
Coding region: 217-1542 (441 amino acids)
Biological process (GO): regulation of glutamate receptor signaling pathway; regulation of postsynaptic membrane neurotransmitter receptor levels
Source: RefSeq, a predicted model, not a curated record